GACAGCCACCUGUUAAAAUCUAAAAAUCUCUUUAAUUUUUAAUUUUCUUUUUCAGAUUAAUAAUAAAUAAACAAUAAAACAAUGUAAAAUCGAUUAAUCUUUCAUUAUAUUUCCAAAUUUAUAUAGUUUUAGGAGAGUAGUUUAGAAACAUGAGUGGGGACCAGACACACCUGAUGGCGAGACAACAGUCUACGCUUACACAACAAUGGUUAGACACUUUAAAUACACUUCAAAACAAUCAACUGAGUCAAACCCAAAGGUCUUCAGUUCCUAAUGUAUAUGCUGCUCAACAAACCUUGAUUAACCGACAGAAGUAUUUAUUAAGGGAUUCAUCAUUUCAUUCUGACGAUAGUCACUGUAGUAGCGUUGAAUCUGUUCUGGAAUUGAGAAAACCUGAUCCAGAAGAGGUGCUGUUAGGUUUAGGUUUUGGACCAAGAGGAAAUUCAGGUGUAAUUAACAAAAUUCCAAGUAGAUUUCUACAACCUUCGAAGCUCAUUCCACAAAUCGACAUCAACAAAUUUAUGGAACAGUAUGGAGCAAACCUGCCUGAAUCUGUUCCGCCCUCGCCUGCUAAAAAAAGACCCAAGUCAUGUUAAAUCUUAAACUUUAUACGUAUCAAGGAGACCACAUGUUGCUCAAUGUCCUGUACAGUAUUUACUUUCCAUGUUCCUGGUAUUUGUCAUAUUACUCCUCUCUUGCCAGGGUAUAGUUACUUUUGUAAACUUUAUCUAGUUGAAGAUCCUAAAGACUAUUUAAUAUAUUAAUAUAGUUACUUAUACCUAUAGUCCGUCCUCCAAGAGAAUACCUAUAUUCAUUUGCAGGACAGACUUUGUCUAUACCAGCUCUAUGCUUAAAAAUACAUUUUAUUAAGAAUAUAAAGUUCCACUUACAUAAUAUUUCCAAUCAAAAUUAAUACAUUCCUUCAAUUUGAGACUUACAAUUACUAUAGCAAAAUUAUAUUUUAUAAAAUAUUUUUCUAUUUAAUAUAUCCACAACAUAUCAUUCAAAGAUAUUUAAACUAUAUCAUUACAUUCCAAUUUGAGGUUUUAAUAGUUAAUUAAUUUAAGACACUCCAUUAAAUAGUUAUAGAUAUUAUUAAUUGGAUUAACUACUAGGGAUCAAGGGUCCAAGCAAAAGUUGCUAAAACUUUGGGAAUGUAAGGGUUAAAAAUAUAGAUAAAUUAUUAUUUCACGCAAAUGUUUAUUUAAAUAGAUAAUAUCCUACACUGUAUGAUAAAAGUUUAUAAUGAAUUACAUAAAUGGAAGAAUGGUCCAAGCUAACAUUUUUUCUCAAAUUUAUGCUAAUACCUAAUAAAUAGUGAGGAUAUUGUUGAAACAUUCCUAUGUUGAUAAUUAUAUUUCUUUUAAUGUAAUAUAUAUUUCUCUGAUUGUAUAAUUUGCUAUGUAUUGAGUUGGAAUUUCUAAGCAAAGAAUGUUGUAUAUUUUGUGAUGAUUUUAUUUAUAGGAUUAAAAAUAUUUAAAUUUAUAUAUUGUUAACCCAUAUACAAUUAUUAAACUAUUUUUGUAAAAUGUUUGCCAGCUAUAUUUUAUGAUUUUUCAAUAAAAAUAAUUUUAUUAAUA
Molecule: messenger RNA, 1580 nt
Organism: Sitophilus oryzae (rice weevil)
Lineage: Eukaryota; Metazoa; Arthropoda; Insecta; Coleoptera; Curculionidae
Product: protein ITPRID2-like
Exons: 5
Coding region: 150-596 (148 amino acids)
Molecular function (GO): signaling receptor binding
Source: RefSeq, a predicted model, not a curated record